Messenger RNA from Haliotis rubra (blacklip abalone), 1103 nucleotides. RefSeq lists its product as uncharacterized. The record is from RefSeq and is a predicted model, not a curated record. Lineage: Eukaryota; Metazoa; Mollusca; Gastropoda; Lepetellida; Haliotidae. The coding region runs from base 85 to 561 and encodes 158 amino acids. The transcript is spliced from 3 exons.
AACACUUAGCUGCGUCUGUCAUUGUUAAUCGCUGUAUCUUCACUGACCCAUUUACAUUGUGUGGAAACUUCCUGAUGAAUCAACAUGAGCAGAAUCAGUUAUGUGCUUCCUGGCCACAUCAGUUUUCUAUCUACAUGCCAGUGGCCUGCAAAUAAUGGAACCUUGACCCAGAGGUUGAUAUCAUCAGUUACAUCCCAACCAGCCAUUAAUGUUCAUACUAUUUGGGAGAUACCAGGAGGGGAAUUCUUCAUUAGCAUUCCCAGCCCCAAGGGAGAUGAUUCGGCUGAUAUAAAAUCCCACAGGAUGUGUCCCGCUAAACCUCUUGAGUCCACACCUGGCAAAGUAGCAUCUGGAAGUGUCAUGGCCGACAGAGAGGAGCAGACGUACUGUCUACAUUGUGUUUCUACCAUCAAGGAGAAGAGGGGAGAUGAGCCUGACAGAGACACUGGCACGUUAACUUCGCUUGGAAACCAAGCAUGCAAGACAUGCAGCAUGAGGAAGUUCAAGGUCGCAGUCAUUAAUGUCUACUUUGCCUGUGUUUUCAUUGGUGAGUCAACAUAGAGAGCAGGCAGUCUCGAGCCAGACAUGAUCCUACUGGAACAUCUUCAAGUGCAGGAUGGUAUUUGCAGAUGUUGAAGGAACUGUUAUUUUGUGAAGACACAAACUCUCUGACUUCUGAUGUUCUCCGAAGUCGAGGCUUGUAAUGAAAAAGAUUUUACUUUGUUCCCUUGUCUGCCCAUCAGCCCAAACAUCAGAACUACUUUCAUUCUUGUCGUGAACAUCUACAUAGGGAAUAUUCACCGAUGAGAAUCUAACAGACUAUUUGAUUCAGGUUAACAUUCAGCUGAUCACAAACUGAAGUCCAGAAACAGUUUCAAUAAAACUUUCACUUAACUUUCUUUUCCCAUGUUGGAAAGAAAACCCCAAUUGUCAAAAUGAAUUCCAAUCCACUACUAUCAACAUAAUUCAUUUAGAAGGGAGGGCCAUUUUUGAUUAGAAGAAGCUGACACAGUAUCAAAGUGGGAGACCACUAGAGCUUAAGGGCUGAUCUUUACCUUCCCCGCCAGCUUGCUAUGAAUUUUGUGUAAUUUCUUAUACAUUUC